AUGUUUGCUGCCCUCGCGUUUGCUGUCCUGGCCUCAACCGCUGCUCUAUUCGUACAUGCAGAUCCAGACCCAACCAAUCCUGGGCCUGGAGAUGUCUUCAUUGAAGGCCAGGCCUGCACUAUGACCUGGACUCCGGAUACCACUGGCGUGUGGAAGACUAUGAUAAUUCAGUUGAAGACGGGAGACAACUUCAACAUGGUCAACUUGACCACGGUUGGCACUGUUGACGGAACGGACGCGACGAAGACCUCAUUUUCUUAUCCUUGUCCUCAGGUCACACCCCACUCGCCUAUCUACUUUUACCAGUUCUCUUCUCCAGCUUCCAGCAACAAUUCCUGGACUGGACGAUUCACGAUCACUGACACCGCAAGCGACAUCGUUCCUGCCGCUAACAGCACUCAACCCGACGGCUCGGCUAUUCCUUGGGGUACUGGCAAGCUUGUCAGUUCAACUUCGAGUACCUCCGCC
Messenger RNA from Suillus clintonianus, 468 nucleotides. RefSeq lists its product as uncharacterized. The annotation marks the transcript as partial. The transcript is spliced from 3 exons. NCBI's taxonomy places the organism in Eukaryota, Fungi, Basidiomycota, Agaricomycetes, Boletales, Suillaceae. The record is from RefSeq and is a predicted model, not a curated record.